AUGACGUAAGCACCCGAUCUCCUUCGAUCACUUCUUGUUGCCAUGGCUAUGGAGGAGAUCGAGAGGGUUGGAAUCGACGACAACUAGGUGGUAAUUCAACCUUGCUAUCGUCCUCUAUCACAGGCGAAAUGUCGGCAAAAGUUGCUCUCUUGUCUGUCUCCGACAAAACUGGUCUCUUGGACCUGGCCAAGGCACUGCACGGCGUCAACGUGCGGUUGGUCGCCUCCGGAGGUACUGCUAAGGCUAUUCGGGAUGCUGGGCUUCCUGUCAGCGAUGUGGCCGACAUAACCCAAGCGCCAGAAAUGUUGGGUGGUCGAGUGAAGACUCUGCAUCCGGCUGUCCACGGAGGAAUCCUCGCCCGCGAUAUUGAUCAGGAUAAUGCGGACAUGAAGGCUCGGGGAUACGACAAGAUUGACUUUGUCGUGUGCAAUUUGUACCCUUUUGAAAAGACUGUCGCAAAGGAAGGGGUCACCAUUCCGGAAGCUGUUGAGGAAGUCGACAUUGGUGGCGUUACUUUACUACGAGCUGCUGCGAAGAAUCACGCACGCGUUACGAUCGUAUCAGAUCCAUCCGACUACCCAACCCUCAUCGCUGCACUGCAAAAAUCUCAUGCAGAGACUGGGGUUGCGACUGUUUCCGAGGAAAUGCGCAAGACGUUUGCCUUGAAAGCGUUCACACAGACUGCUGAUUAUGAUGCCGCCAUAUCUGGCUUCUUUCGCCAGCAGUACGCUGGAAACGGCCGACAGCAAUUGACUCUCCGAUACGGGGCCAACCCUCAUCAGAAACCUGCUCAGGUGUUCGUGAAGCAUGGAGAACUGCCAUUCAAAGUGCUUGCAGGUUCGCCUGGAUACAUCAACCUUCUGGAUGCCCUUAAUGCUUGGCCAUUAGUCAAAGAACUUAAACAAGCAUUAAACCUGCCAGCGGCUGCAUCAUUCAAACACGUAUCUCCUGCAGGUGCUGCUGUAGGCCUCCCUUUGACCGACGUCGAGAAGAAGGUUUACGCUGUCGAAGACAUUCAAUUGACACCUCUUGCCGCGGCUUACGCACGUGCGCGAGGAGCAGACCGCAUGUCCUCCUUUGGAGAUUGGAUUGCCCUCUCCGAACCAUGCGAUGAAGCUACUGCCAAGAUCAUAUCUCGGGAGGUGUCGGACGGAAUCAUCGCGCCUGGGUACUCACCAGCGGCCCUGGAGGUUUUGAAGAAGAAGAAGGGCGGAAAGUACACCGUUCUCCAGAUCGACCCGGCCUACGAGCCCGAAGAGCAGGAAACACGCCAAGUCUAUGGAUUGCACCUCCAACAGAAACGCAAUGAUCUGCUCAUCACUCGUCAGGUCUUCAACAAUGUGGUCACUAAGAAGGUUACCUCACUACCUGAAGAUGCCGUGCGUGAUUUGAUUGUCGCAACCAUUGCUCUCAAGUACACACAAUCCAAUUCUGUUUGCUACGCGAAGAAUGGUCAAGUUGUGGGCCUGGGUGCUGGUCAGCAGUCCCGAAUUCACUGCACCCGCUUGGCCGGUGAUAAGGCCGACAAUUGGUGGUUCCGCCACCACCCCAAAGUCCUUGGAUUUCAAUUCAAGAAGGAAACCAAACGUCCCGACAAGGCCAACGCCAUUGACCUGUAUGUGACAGAUCAAAUUGACGACCGGGCGACCUGGGAAUCCCUUUUUGAAGUCGUUCCUGAACCAUUAACUGCCGAAGAGAGGAAAGCAUGGAAGGCAGAAAUGAAGGGCUUCGUACUCAGUUCUGAUGCUUUCUUCCCCUUCCCUGACAAUGUACAACGAGCAGCCCAAAGUGGAGUGCAGUUCAUUGCUGGAGCUAGUGGAAGUGUUAUGGACGACGCCGUCGUGAAAGAGGCUGAUGAGAAAGGAAUUGGAUACGUCUUUACUAAAUGGCGCUUGUUCCACCAUUAGAUGGAGCACCUUUGGGUGUGGUGUCAACGGGAGGUUUGAAUUUUGUUUUCCUUAUCACUGUACUUUUCAAAUGUUAUUAGAUGCAAUUCACUGUACAAGGUUGAUGAUGGUGUCCACACAAAAUGUUGCAUCUACGCGCCACAAUCAGCUCUGCCAGCCGAAUUUACUAUUCGUUAUGAUGCCCGCCUCCCACAAUAUGACUCGCCACACUUGCAACUCGU
This is a messenger RNA of Spizellomyces punctatus DAOM BR117, 2128 nucleotides long. Its product is annotated as phosphoribosylaminoimidazolecarboxamide formyltransferase/IMP cyclohydrolase. The record is from RefSeq and is a predicted model, not a curated record. Gene Ontology annotation, cellular component: cytosol. Bases 129 to 1907 code for a protein of 592 amino acids. The transcript has 7 exons. NCBI's taxonomy places the organism in Eukaryota, Fungi, Chytridiomycota, Chytridiomycetes, Spizellomycetales, Spizellomycetaceae. Gene Ontology annotation, molecular function: IMP cyclohydrolase activity; phosphoribosylaminoimidazolecarboxamide formyltransferase activity. Gene Ontology annotation, biological process: 'de novo' IMP biosynthetic process.